AUGUCAAUUAGUUGGGGAACUCAAUAUACCAAAUUAAAAACUAAUCUUGGAUUAGCUGUCAGUAGACUAAAAUUACUUCAGAAAAAAAAAACUGAAAUGGCUUUAAAGUCGAGAAAAGAAAUUGCUGAUUAUAUAAAAGCUCAUAAGGAGGAUCGUGGAAGGAUUCGUGUUGAACAUAUAAUAAGAGAAGAUUUUCUUGUUGAAGCAUAUGAAAUUUUAGAAAUGUAUUGUGAUUUGUUAUUGGCUCGUUUUGGAGUUAUUCAACAAAUGAAAAAUAUUGAUGAAGGGAUUGCUGAGGCUAUUGUAUCAUUAAUAUGGGCAGCUCCUCGAAUUUCUGAUGUACCAGAAUUGACAAAAAUAAGUACUGAAUUAACAAAGAAAUAUGGGAAACUUUUUGUUGAACAAGCUAGAGCUAAUCAGCUAGAAAGUCCAUGUAGAGUGUCACAGAAAUUAUUAGAUAAAAUGUCAUUAAAUGCUCCUGAUAAAGUUUUGGUAGAGAAGUAUAUGGUAGAAAUAGCAAAAUACUAUAAUGUUGAAUUUACACCAGACAAAAAUGUUAUGCGAGAUGUUGAAAUGCAAGGAUUUAUGGAUUUGUUGGAUGAUUUUACGAAAGAUGAUAAAAAAGGUCCAAAUUCAGGUAAUGGUGGAGGUGGAAAUAAUUUUGAAGGUGAUAAUCUUAUUGGAUUUAAAAGUGAAGCUUUAAAACCAAAUAAAUCAAACUCUUCAUUUGACACUGAUAUAUAUGAAAUUCCUUAUCCUGCUGUUCCAUCACAAAAGGGUACUUCUGAUUCAGCUUUACCAACUGUAUAUCCAGCUGUAAAUUACCCAACACCGCCAAUAAUACCAACAGCUCCACCUAUUUACUCUUCAAAUCAGUUACCUGUUGCUCCACCAACUACAAAUAUGCCAAAUGCACCACCUGUAGAACCUCAUAUUUAUGAUUUACCUCCAGAGUAUGACUUUGAUAAUUUAAAAUUUCCAGAGCCUCCUAAAAAUUUAGAGGCUAAUGAGAGUAAUUCAAAUAAAAAUGAUGUACAACAUUCUAACAACUCUGAUAAUAAAGAUGAUACAAAAGAGGAUAUUGAUGAUCUUAUGAAACGUCUUGAUAAUUUGUAUAAAAAACAUUAA
Strongyloides ratti is the source of this 1128-nucleotide messenger RNA. RefSeq names its product IST1 homolog. Bases 1 to 1128 code for a protein of 375 amino acids. Lineage: Eukaryota; Metazoa; Nematoda; Chromadorea; Rhabditida; Strongyloididae. The record is from RefSeq and is a predicted model, not a curated record. Gene Ontology annotation, biological process: protein transport. The transcript has 2 exons.